Cuscuta europaea is the source of this 1929-nucleotide messenger RNA. The record is from the annotation of a GenBank genome assembly. NCBI's taxonomy places the organism in Eukaryota, Viridiplantae, Streptophyta, Magnoliopsida, Solanales, Convolvulaceae.
AUCAAUAUUUCAACUGCUGUAGAUUGCAAGGACCCCAUCUCUACGCACUCCCUGCUGCAAGGCACUUUGCCCUGCUGGAGAGGAUCCCAAUCCCUCUAAUUGCGUCGCCAAUCAAAAUCAAGCACCCAACUGAAAAUCUCCUUCCAUCCUCUAAAGCAAACGUUUCUUGGAAUUGUUUCCAUACUCAGAAUGUGCUCUGUAUAAAACCAACUAAACUUGAAAUGGGAACUUCCCACCAACAUUUUCCCGCGACCUCUCAACUGCAAGGGGACUGAAUGUAUAUGCAUUUCCCUUCUCCUUUGCUAUUCUUGUAACAAGAGAUUCUCCUUCAUUCGGACCAUUCCACCAACCUCCAUUCUUACCUUAGAAAGCAUUUAAUGCGACAUUUCUUUAAAUUCUCAUCACCCAAAUCAGCAUUGUGAAGGGCGAAGAAUGAGUGUUUUGGGCUCGGCGGCGGGUUUGCCUGUCAUUGCUUGCCUGAUUCUUUUGAUUCUCCAUCAUCCGCAGACUAGCAUUCGUGUUCUUGCAGAUGUUCGCACUGAGAGGAUUGAAGGAAGCGCUGGUGAUGUUCUUGAAGACAAUCCUGUAGGAAGACUUAAAGUGUUUGUAUACGAGCUGCCUAGCAAGUACAACAAGAAGCUCCUACAAAAGGAUCCUAGAUGCCUCUCCCACAUGUUUGCUGCAGAGAUUUACAUGCACCGUUUCUUGCUGUCAAGCCCCGUUAGAACCAUGAAUCCGGAUGAAGCUGAUUGGUUCUAUACCCCUGUAUAUCCCACCUGUGACCUCACACCAAAUGGCUUGCCACUCCCCUUCAAGUCCCCAAGGGUCAUGAGGAGUGCCAUACAGCUCAUCUCUGCAAAAUGGCCAUAUUGGAACCGAACCGAAGGAGCUGAUCAUUUCUUUCUUGUUCCCCAUGAUUUUGGAGCCUGUUUCCAUUAUCAGGAAGAGAAAGCUAUAGAGAGGGGUAUUCUUCCUUUGCUUCAGCGUGCUAUUUUGGUUCAAACAUUUGGACAAAGAAACCACGUUUGCUUGAGUGAGCGUUCAAUCACCAUCCCUCCAUAUGCACCACCUCAGAAGAUGCAAACUCACUGGAUUACCCCUGACACUCCAAGAUCCAUAUUUGUGUACUUUCGCGGUUUAUUUUAUGAUGUCAACAAUGAUCCUGAAGGUGGUUAUUAUGCAAGAGGAGCAAGGGCAGCAAUAUGGGAGAACUUCAAGAACAACCCACUCUUUGACAUCUCAACUGACCACCCAACCACCUAUUACGAAGACAUGCAACGUUCCAUCUUCUGUUUGUGCCCACUUGGAUGGGCCCCAUGGAGCCCAAGACUUGUGGAAAGUGUGGUGUUCGGGUGCAUCCCCGUGAUCAUAGCCGACGAAAUAGUCUUACCUUUUGCUGAUGCCAUUCCAUGGGAAGACAUAGGGGUUUUUGUGGAUGAGAAAGACGUCCCGUACUUGGACACCAUACUCACAUCCAUUCCUCCUGAAGUGAUCUUGAAGAAGCAGAGAUUUCUUGCAAAUCCUUCGAUGAAGAAGGCCAUGCUGUUCCCUCAGCCCGCUGAACCCGGGGAUGCGUUCCACCAGAUCUUGAAUGGGUUGGCUCGAAAGCUUCCUCAUGACAGGAGCGUUUAUCUGAGGCCGGGAGAAAAGAUACUGAACUGGACAGCUGGACCUCCUGCUGACUUGAAACCUUGGUGACCUUGUAAAUGUCUUUUUUUGUUUGUCAGUGAUCAUUAGAUCAUACUGAAUGUUGAUGGGUAGAAGAAUGUAAGUCCAGUUUGACACGAAUACAUUUUUCCAUCAACAAUAUUUUGCUCUUCUGUUGCUGUCAAUGUUCACACUAUAUGUUGCCUUAAUUCGACAAGAAAUAAUACCUUGACAAGUAAUUAAUCCUUGGCAAAAGAAAAGAGUUUGAAGUUAAGAAACAAA